Monopterus albus (swamp eel) is the source of this 7863-nucleotide messenger RNA. Its product is annotated as DNA-binding protein RFX7. The transcript is spliced from 9 exons. NCBI's taxonomy places the organism in Eukaryota, Metazoa, Chordata, Actinopteri, Synbranchiformes, Synbranchidae. The record is from RefSeq and is a predicted model, not a curated record. Bases 700 to 4992 code for a protein of 1430 amino acids. Gene Ontology annotation, biological process: regulation of transcription by RNA polymerase II. Gene Ontology annotation, molecular function: DNA-binding transcription factor activity, RNA polymerase II-specific; RNA polymerase II cis-regulatory region sequence-specific DNA binding.
ACGCGCGACCUUGCGCUGCACACCACAUAGAAAUGAGCACCUGGCGGUGUCCCUCUGGGUGGGAUGUGUUUACUGUGGGGUUUUGGUGGGGUUCUGUGCGUAGAUGUCAGUAUGUGUGUAUGCUAAUAAAAGAGCGGCUCCCCGGCCUCGGGAGAUCGCAGAAAAAGGCGACUUCUGUUUCCGGCUCCUUACCCAAGCUAGCUUACGUACCAAUAAUAAUACCCAGAUAUAAAUUCACUACCAUGGCAGCAUGCUCAGUGAUGUCUUCUGUUUACAUGUUGUUUUUAAUACUGAGGGUGGUAGUGCGCAUGCGUGUGCACCGCAGCUUCUACUCACUGUGCACAUGCAGGGAAAUCUCAUAAUGUGAGGGGCAGUGCACUCCGGAGGGACUAGGUACUUGUUUUUCAGCUGCCCGUUUACUGUUUACACCCGCCUUUAUUCACAUCAUUGCACACCCUCGCGUUUGUCAGGGGCGUGUAAAUUUUGUUGCACCUGCUCUUUAAUUCACCGAGUGUUUGGACCGGAGCGAUGUCAGAGGAGGAGGGUAGGGUGGCAACAACAACAACACGGCGCGCUGCUGCUGUCCCGUUAGCAUCGCGACGUCCGCCGGUCCAUGUUGUUUAACCCAGCCGGGGACUACACCCUACACCCCUCGAGUCCAGUCCAGUCCGGUCCAGUCCCGUUUCGAGGCCCACCGUGAUGGCCGAGGAGGACCCCCAGCAGCAGCAGCAGACGGACCGCGGUGGGGGCAGACUGCUCGGCCUGCUCCCCGGGCUGCAGGGCGCAGAGGCUAGUGCUCUUCAGCUCAGGAUCAAGAACUCCAUCUGCAAAUCUGUUCAAUCAAAGGUGGAAAACAUUCUGCAAGAUGUUGAGAAGUUCUCCGACAUUGAAAAACUCUACCUCUACCUUAAGCUGCCCUCUGGUCCCAGCAGUAGCACUGAUAAAAGUGACCAGAGCGCCCUGUCAUCAAGCCGCACACAGCAGAUGCAUGCUUUCAGCUGGAUCCGCAGUCACUUAGAAGAAUAUCCAGAGACCUCUCUUCCCAAACAAGAGGUUUAUGAUGAAUACAAGAGCUUCUGUGACAAUCUUAAUUACCAUCCACUGAGCGCUGCAGACUUUGGAAAAAUGAUGAAAAACGUCUUCCCCAACAUGAAGGCGCGUCGACUUGGCAUGAGAGGAAAAUCAAAAUAUUGCUACAGUGGACUAAGGAAAAGGCCCUUUGUUCACAUGCCAUCAUUACCUACUCUGGAUCUUCAUAAACCAGGGGAUGGACUCCAGUGCGAUGUUCUAGACUCACCUGGCCAGCUAAGCAGUAUAAAGGAGGAGGUGCGAUUUGCAGCCUGCGAUCUGGUGUGUGAAUGGGCCCAAAAGGUGCUGAAACGCCAGUUUGAUGCUGUUGAAGAUUUGGCUCGCUUCCUAAUUGACAGCCACUGCAUCAGCAACAAGUCUUUGGCAGCUCUCACCAUAAUGACUGGCACAGCAACAGAGGUUAAGACGCCACCGGCGGUGUCAGCGUUUGUCCCAACUACUGAGGUUCACUCCUUCCAACCUCAUGUCGCCAUGUCAUCACCUUCUGUUGAUGCAAAGCAGCAGCUCCAGAGAAAGAUCCAGAGGAAGCAGCAGGAACAGAAGUUGCACUUCCCCAUACCUGGAGAGGGACCAACUAAGAGGGCAGAUGACAGUGUGCCUUGUGGUAGCCCCACCCCUCCGUCGCCUCAGCCAACCAUAGGCAUUGUGGUCGCUGCUGUCCCAAGCCCCAUCACGGUACAGAGAAGCAGGCAGUUGAUGUCUCCCACCCCAGGGGGAACAGUGGAGAGUAAGGUGCUGCCUAUUAACUUCCAAAUGGUGACACAGCCAGUUCAGCCGGUGAUGCACAGCCCCAGGACCCCACAAAAUAUUAUGUCCAGCCCAGUGGGAGAGCGCACUACUCGGCAGCGCUAUGCUCAGAUCCUGCCCAAACCUUUGGCCUCGACUGCUAUCACUUUGCGCUCGCCCUCCACCAUGAUCAUCACCAACAACUCCAUUAAGUCUGUGAUGACAACAUGUCAUGUCAGCCCAGUCAGUUUGGUCAAGAUGACAGCCAUAUCGCUUGCGCCCAGCAACAGCAAUACAACCACAUCCCUUAUAAACACCACUCUGCGGCCAGCCUCUGCAGGCAUGACCAGUUCUACAGUAGCAGAAGACAACAGCUCCAAUCAGAGCCUGAGGAGCACCUCUGCAGUCCCUGUUCUGGCCUCGGAGGCCAGGCCAGACCAGCCUACUAACACUCACAGCAUCGAUGUUGAAAUGGAAGUUGAAGCUCUUCAUAAAAACAGCCAAAUACAAAAUCCUUGCAGUUUGACUCAAGAACCAAUGGCAAACAGACCCAGAGGGGCUAUGCAGAGGGCUGCAAGUGUGCCCAUACCUCAGACUAAAAGCGCAAUGUGCCUGGAGGAAACAUCUAUCACUGAAAACAAUGGAAAGUCUUCCUCGAGCACUCACACUGUGGUAGCAGACGAGAGCAGCAAUACUAGUGCUAAUAAUACAAGCACUUUGCACUUAACUCCCUCCACUCAGAAUAACAGUGCUGUUUCCCUACUGAACACCAGCAGAACACCUUCAUUUGGGGAAAGCAGCAAUGUAACAUCAGCAAAGGAAGGUUUCUUGUCCACUAAGAGCCUCAGGAAACGCUCGGGUCCCAGCCCAGACCAUUCACCAUUGAAAAGAAUUUUUAUGUCCCAGCAGCCAGGUGGGGGCGGUGCUGGACUUGGAUAUAGCAUCACAAACACAGUUGGGAACAUUUCAAGGCAAGGGGUUACAGCUAGACCUGAAAGUGCACCAGCCACCAGGGAGGUGGAGUUGAAAAUGAACACCAGUCAAGUCCAUGCGCUCUGCGCUCCCUCUUCCAGAGCCAGCAGUUUUUACUCUGUUGCCACAACACACAACGCAAUGCAGAGGAAAAACGCUUCCACUGGUUUGGAAUUUGACACCUCAGUCAGUCACACAUUAAUACAGCAACAGCAGGCUCACGCAGUGGCUAACAUGCAUGUGAUACCAAAUAACCCCGGCCUCCAGAAACAUUCAAGUGUGAGUGAUGUUAGUUCAAUCUCAGCCAGAAGGAGCUUGGAAGGAACUCAACAACAGACUUACACUCAGUCAAACCCUGCUAUCGAACCCUUAGAGUUUUUGAAUCAAUCCUCAUCACCCAGUCAGCUCUCCAUGCAGACGGAUAUGGACUACUUUCCAUUUGAUGAUGAUGUGACUCAGGAUAGCAUUGUGGAGGAGCUGGUGCAAAUGGAGGAGCAGAUGAAACUGAACAUGCAGGAGUUUGUCACACUGCAAGGCCAACAGGCUGUGAUGCCGGACAACAUUAUGUCCACCAGUCAGUCCAUGACUGCUUUCUAUCAUGCUGCAAACAACAACAGCAACCCAAUCCAAACUCCAACACCAACACCCACUCCCACACCCACAUCAGAAAUGAUGGGGGGAGCCCAAGGCCUCACUGGAGAGAGUCCCUGCUCGCACAUCGCCUCCACCACCCCAGUGGACAGCGCACUGGGAAGCAGUCGUCACACUCCAGUUGGUACUCCACACUCCAACUGCAGCAGCACUGUGCCUCCCAGUCCAGUGGAGUGCAGGAACCCCUUUGCAUUCACACCUAUCAGCUCCAGCAUCACUGGCUUCUAUGAUGGCAGCACUGUCUCCAGCAGCCCUGUCAAGCCCAUGCAGAGGCCGAUGGCCACACACCCAGACAAGACCAGGCUAGACUGGAUGAAUAACAGUUACAACAGCAGUAGUGGGAGCUUUAAUAAGUCGAACAGUGGGAUGGGAAUCCUCCCCAGCUAUCAAGGCUUGCUAGAAGACCACUUUCAAAAACCUCACGCUUUCGCUGUCCCUCAUGCACGACACCAUGACAGCAAUUUUGGCCGUUUGACUCCCAUCUCGCCUGUGCAGCAGCAGGUAGCUAGCAUGGCUAACAUGACCAGGCAGGAAGGUUUUGCUGUGCCUGCACCUCUGGAUAAUAAAACUACCACUACACCUGCUACUAAUUUUCGAUGUCGCAGUGUGAGCCCUGCUGUGCAUCAGAGAAAUUUGAGUGGAAACACAGGAAACAGUGCCCUUCCCAAUAUCCCUCGUCCAGUAGUGUCUCCCUUUAACUCUCCUGUGACGCCUGAGGUGUUGAACAUCUUUGCAAACAGCCAGGCAAACCUUGGAGGGAGCAGCAUGGCUCAGAGGAGCCGUUCUGUGCCAGUCAACAUCAUGAUGCAAACCCAGGUUGCACCCACACCAGGUCAACAGUGCAGCGGCAAAAACAUUGCCAGUGUCCUCCUGAGCAAGCUGGACGGAGACCAUGACGACACCGUGCGGGGUCUGGGCAUCAGUCAUUUACCCUCCAGCUACACAGCACGUAUGAAUCUCACCCACAUCUUCGAGUCUGACCCCAGCCUGUCCUGCACUGGCAGCCACCUCAGCCUGAUGACCCCUGAGUCCACCAGCUCAUGCACGUUACAGAGGCCAAAUUACCUCAUAGAAAGUGCUAUUAAUGAACAAAUGAUUCUUUCAGCAGAUGACAGCCAAGUACAGUCAGCCUCUGGAGAGCAUCAGCGGGGCCAGCCUAUGUUGUUAACUAACUCAGAGCAGCAGCCAGAAGAAGUACAGCAGCAUCAGCAGCUGGAUUUCAGCAGCACUGUCAAAGACCUCCUGGCAGAGAACAGUCUCACUGCUGACAGUCCGCUCAUGGAACAGGUGUCAGAGCUGACAACGGCUGGCGCAGACUUCCCUUGUGAAAUCAGAAUGACAUCGGAACUUUCCAGUAGCAUCAAUGACCUUAAUGCACUGGACACAAACCUGCUGUUUGACCCCAACCAGCAUCAAGGGCAGUACCAAAACACUGCUCCAGAGGGGUUGGUGAAUAAUCCGCUGUUUCAGCAAAAUACCAGCGAGACGGCACAUUCAACUGGACUCGAGUGGUUAGAAGGCAAAGAUCAUCCAACUGUUGGGUUGAUGGGUUGAGAAUACAGCUUUUUAAAAUUGUAUCAAUCAUGUUAAUCUGCGGUUGCUGUUUGCUUUAUUUAUUUUCAGGCAUUUACACUUUAUAUUGCAACACUGGACACGUUGAGGUUUGUCCAGUUUAAGUGCCAGGCUGAACUGAAACACUCUGAUUAAAAUGCUGGUCAUUUCCCUUUAAUCAGAGAACAUCACCUCACAUUUUUGAUUAAGUGCAUUUCCAACACGUAAACAAAGGUUACUGGUGAUAAAAGAAACCAAUUUUAACCUGUCUGAAUAGACAGUGAUUUAAAAACAAAUUGAAGCAGAGCCACGGAUUUCUUAGAAUAAGGAACUGUGGAAAUGAAUGAAACAAAGCUAUUACAAAUAAGCCUUUUACAACCAUAUUUCUUUAUAUUAUUGUGUCUAAAACUUGUCCACUGCAGGCGUUAUUUAAAUAAUAUGUCAUCGCAUUUGUAUGCAAUAUAAUAUACUGGAAAACAUCUUUUUGGAGCUUCAGGUGUGAGUCUGGUCUCAGUGCAUUUUCUUUAGCUGAUCACGGUUUUAACGAGAUAUUUAAAAGUAUACAAACACAUUUUAUAGGAAUAUUGUUUUUUGACAAAAGCAUAAAACCAAAUUAAUCCAUUUAAUAUAAUCUUUUUAUCAGUUACAUUGAUAAAUGAUCUAAAGAGUUGGCAUGCAACAUAUAAUGGGAUGUGGAAUAAUUUAAAAUAAUAAAUCUAUUCUUAUCCUAAACAUAAUACUUCAUUUUUUGAUGGUUCACUUUGAUGAGCAUAUAAAGGUUAUUUAUUAACACUGUGGAAAUUUACCAGCACCAGAAAAGGAAGUGAUAUAAACGAUCAAUCUCUGAAAUUUUAUCAUUUUAUUAUCAGACUUUGAGCCUUUCAUAAUCAUAUGAUAUGAUGAUUUGACAAACCAGGUCAAAUUCUCUUUAUCACCAACACCCAGCUCAUAAACUUGUAGAGAAUGUCGGUAAAAUAACUGGACCUCUUUUUUCACAGUUCUUUAUUUUUAAAAGUCUCAUUUUGCAAAAGUUUGAAAAAAGUAGUAGUGAAUAAUCAUGAUUGUAAUAAUGUAGAAGAUUUGUUACUGUAGACAACUGUAGUUAAUUGUGUCAAAUUACUGCUACUUGUAGAAAAGGACUAAGACAUGCUAUUAUGUUGCAGUAGAGAAACUAAAUGUUGUAGAGAAUGUCACACUUGUUUUUAAAACAUUACGUGCGAUUUGAAUAUUGCGGCGAAGCUAUGGAGAAAAACUAUAACUGUUUCAUCCAAAGAUACGUUAAGAAAAAUAUGCAGUGUAUUAUAUACAAAAAAUGAGGACAGAUUAGUUUUGAAGGAAACAUCUGCAUUGGUGGUUCAGAACUACUGGGAAAAGGGAAACAUUUAUUUAAAAAACAAUUAUCUUCAGAAUUAAAAUAAACCCUUUUCACUGUGGGUUUUUGCACUUUUAAAGUAUGGAUCUUGCAUAAAAGAAUUAUGGCACAGCAAAAAUAAAAUUAAAUGAUCGCCACUUUGCUUAGCACUUGAACAAUGCAUUAUUUGUAACGUGUAAACUGAAAAUGGACUGAGUAGUUGAAAGUGUAAGGAACUUAAUACAUUUCCUAAUGUUGCACUCAUCAUUCUGCACUGACAAUCUGUAAAACUUGUUUAUUCACAAAAAUGCACUGUUUCUUUUGAGGGGAUAUUUUCACUGACUGUCUUGAGGACUCUGAUCAAAUGUGAAGGUCCAGCUCUAAAACUGGUGAUGAGCAGCAUGUAACGUGUCGCGCAUCCACUGUCCAUACCAAAGACUAAUGGUUAAAUACAACCUGCAACAACGUGCACUAAGAUCUUGGGUGUCUAAUAUAAGUCUCCUGUGUUAUGUUUGGUGACAUUCGUAGCAUCGGGACAAUAUUAAAGAUUUCUUUGUUUACCACUGUUGAUGCUUUUAUAAACCCACCAGGUACAUCAUGUUUUUAUGGAGGCAAAAAAAAACCCACAAAUUUAUUUAUGAACUGUUUAUCUGUGUUAGCAUUAGAUCCCUGAGUCACCUUAUUUGGUGUUGGUGUGGCCAGUUGUCCAGUGUGCUUUUAUUUUACUUACCUGUGUGUCAUUUGUACAGAAACCUUGCUGACUAGAUAAGUUUGUGUGUUCACAAUAAUCAUCUAUUAACCACGCAGUUAUGUUUUGUAGCAUACUUUCUUAGUGUUGUAGCAUAUAACAACACAUCAUACACAAUACUUCCUUUUUCAGUAGAUGAUUUGUCCAGUAUGUUGUGGCGAAUAAAUUCGGAAUUCAGCUUGUGAUCUAAAAGUUUUCAGAACUGGAUUUUGGCAGAAAAUGAGUCCCAGAAGAGACUUGCACAAGUUUUAAAAUGCAGAAAUAAGACUAUCCAUGAAUAUACAGUAUGUAUGGUGUAAAGUUAAUGCCACAGUGCUUUCAAUCUCUUUUGUUAGUUGUUUUAUACAGAUAGCAGUAGCUUCUUUUAACUUCUGUAAAAGCAGAUUAUUGUAAUAUAUGCUCUCAUGUUAAAUCGAAUUUAAUAUUGAGUAUUCUAGACAAAGGUUUCUUAUUUAUGUUCAGCUUUUGAAUCUGUUAUGGUCAUUUUGAUGUUUAACUUGUAUGUUUUGGAAAAAAAACAUUUGCAUUUAUUUUGUAAGCACUGAUGUUUAUGGUGAUGAAGACUAUACCCUUCCUCUUGUUGUAAGUGGUGCCAGAACUGUAAUUGUGUUGCUGUAGUUAAUGUAGAGGGGACUUUUUUUGCAUUUUAGCAAGUGUUUUUAUAAGGGGAAGUGCUUCUUGAUACUGAUUUUUAAAGACAUUUUAAAACUAAUAAACAUUUUUAAGUACAUCGGUAAGAGUUAGUGUUUCUUUAAUAUCUGUGAUUAGCAUCAAA